Messenger RNA from Oncorhynchus gorbuscha (pink salmon), 1969 nucleotides. RefSeq names its product zinc finger protein 32-like. Bases 96 to 1115 code for a protein of 339 amino acids. NCBI's taxonomy places the organism in Eukaryota, Metazoa, Chordata, Actinopteri, Salmoniformes, Salmonidae. The record is from RefSeq and is a predicted model, not a curated record. The transcript has 2 exons. Gene Ontology annotation, cellular component: nucleus.
GUCUCUGCAUGGGUACGACUCCAGGGAUGACUAUAAAAUGUGUCAGCUCUCUAUCCAACCAGACGGCUCUGUGACCAACCAUUCUAUGGACUCUUAUGCUGCCAACACACCAAACAUCUGCUCUGACCACAGCCGGGCAGAUGAGAGGAGGCAGCAGCAGGGGACACAAGCAGGAGGAACAAGAUUUGAGAUCAAAGAAGAGCAGGGGCCUGGUACAAGUUCAGGUCCAGAGCAGGCUUGCAGGAGAGGGCCAGGGCCGAGGAGCGCCGGGGGUGCUGGCGGCAGUGAGCAGACGGCCCAGAAUGUGGGUGAUCUGGGAUAUAUCCAUGUGGUGGAGCAGGAGGGGUCAUUGCGCUCCUGGCAGCUACUCUCUUCGACACCCAAAACCAACGAGGCCACGUACUGCCACUGGUGGUCCGACUCAGGGUGGACUGGCAGGACAGAAAGUGGUGUUGAGGUCUCCUGGAACAGUGGGAAGGGACAGCAUAUCCCCAGGGAGGGCGGGAGAGACAGCAGGACCAUCCACCUCUCCAGGAGAUCCAGAUGCAGAUCGGCCCCACCACUGUCUAGAGUGUGGGAAGACCUUCCGCCUCAUCUCCAGCCUGAAGAAGCACAUCCGCAUCCACACAGGAGAGAAGCCCUAUCCGUGUGGGGUGUGUGGCCGCCGCUUCCGUGAGUCAGGGGCCCUGAAAACCCAUCUUCGCAUUCACACAGGCGAGAAGCCCUACUCCUGCUCUGAAUGUCCUAAAAUCUUCCGCCAUUUAGACGGCCUGCGCAAGCACCAGCGCACCCACACGGGUGACAAGCCCUAUGUGUGUGCCAUCUGUGGCAAGCGUCUGAGCCGACUGCAGCACCUGAAGCACCACCAGCGCAUCCAUACUGGAGAGAAGCCCUGCAUCUGCCCCUUCUGCAACCGCACCUUCAAGGAGCCAGCGGCGCUGCGCAAGCAUGUCCGCACUCACCGUGAGGAGUCUGGCAACAUGGAGGCAGGCCUGGGAGAUGAGCCGGACCCAGAAGCCCUGGACAACAUCAACAGCCUCCAUCCUGCUGCCCCCUCCCCUCAGAUGAGGUUUGAUGAGUGGGGAGCUGAAGGGGACGAUGUGGACUGUGUGUAGGAUGGCCACAUCCUUCUGCCUAGUGCAUUAGGAAUAUGACAGUAAAGAGUCUUCCUAUUCCAUUACUGUACUGUGUGAGGAAGUCUAAAAUUCCAUCCCUGAGAAACAGGCUGUCUACAUCCUUCGUAUUGUCACUUGACCAGGGCCUAUUCAUUUCAGAGACACUUCAUGUGCCUGUCUGACCCCCGGACAUAUACUUUAGUGCAUUAUAAUCUUAGAAAUGUGAAAGUAGUUUAUAGAAUAUGAAAUGUACCGAUGUCUCAUGUCCCCCUUCUCCCAUGCAACUCCACAAACCACCUGGUGUGUAUCAUCAUUGUCUGCUGGAGAUACUCAUCCUUUAAGGUGCUCGUCAUGUGUAUUUUCAUAUGGAAUGGAGUUAUAUGCAACCAUGUCCAAAGACCAUUUUAUAGAAUUGUAACAAUAGUUAGUUUGCUACUAUUAAUGCCACCGCCACGGUGACAUUAAACGGAGACUCAGCGAUGUGACGUUACCAUGAACAACAGUGCAAUAACUUCAGAAAGAGCGCCAUGCCUUGUUAGCAGUGGUGGGGGGAAAGUACCCAAUGGUAAACAUACCUUAACAAACCACAACUCAAGUGAAUGUCACCCAGUAAAAUACUGGAGUAAAAAAAGUAUUCGGUUUUAAAUAUACUUGAGUAUCAACAGUAAAUGUAAUUGCUCAAAUAUACUUACGUAUCAAUUGUAAAAGUAUAAAUUGUCAAAUUCCGUAUAUUAAGCAAACCAGAUGACACCAUUUUCAUGUUCUAUUAACUUAUGGAUUGCCAGGGGCACACUCCAACACUCAGACAUAAUUUACAAAUGAAUCAUUUGUGUUUAGUCCUCCAGGUCAGAGGC